Molecule: messenger RNA, 200 nt
Organism: Paramecium pentaurelia
Lineage: Eukaryota; Ciliophora; Oligohymenophorea; Peniculida; Parameciidae
Source: the annotation of a GenBank genome assembly
AUGAAAAGGAGAUAUAUAAAUUGCUUAAUUUUAUAAUAGGAUUUUGAGCAUAGAUUCUUGUCAAAGUAAUUGAUGAAUUAUGAAGACCUAUUAAAGGAAGAAGAACUACUUUAAGAGAUAUGUCGAGUAAUGUAAAUUAUAAAAUUGAUUAGUCAAAAUUUGGUAGAGUUAGAGAAGAUUAUGGAAGAGAAGACAUAUGA